UACUUCGUCUCAUGUCCACUGCCUGUCCCUCCUCCUCCUCCUCCUCCUCCUCUUCAUCCUCUUCAUCCUCCCCACGCCCCGCCUUUCCCUUCCACUGUGACGAUCCGCUCCUUUCUACCAUUCAUUUCUUCAGCCGAUGUUCCCCUGUCUUCGUGGGCUUGUGUUGGGGGUUUACUGUGUGAGCUGUCGACUCUGGCUCCAGCUUGUUUGAACAACAUGGGGGUUUAAGGGACCAGGGAGGAAGGGAGACAAGGAGCAAAGCAAAGGGACCUCCGCAUCUUUCUCUUCGCAUCUCCUCAUCCUCCUGCUGCUGUGGGGCUGGAGAGGACCAUGCAUCACCUCAGACCAUGGCGAGCUCUGCUGCUUCUCACCGUGCUGUGCCAAACAGGGCUCUCGGACAAAUACGGUUGCCUGUUUGAAAGAAAACUGUGCACGAGGGAUCAGUUCUGCUCAGAUGACGGGCUGUUUGGUCAGUGCCACAGCUCUAAACAGGACCAGGUCCAGUACCAGGUGUCAGUUCCUGUUCUGAAGAGGAUGCAGGAAGUCCUCAAACAGCUCAUGCUCCAAGGUCUUUCAUGGCAGGAUGACAUCACCCAGUACAUUUUAUCAAAGGAGCUGAAGAGAGUUCCUCGCACCAGCAUCCCCUCGAAGCCAAAGUCUUCCUCCACCUCUCAUUCACCUCAGUCCAAACAGCACGUCCCCAGUCACCACAGGUCGGGGUCCACAUCUCCUGAUGGCAACUACAUGGACUACAUGAUCGUUGAGCCUCCUCAAUCUCAAAUGCGCAUGGAGACUGCAUCCAUGGACCCGUACACAUACCACCAGCACAGGUACCAAGACGAGGUAGAGAGAUCUCUCAUAGGGGCGGGAGUCAACUACGCCCGCCCCUCCUCAAGGUCCCAGGCCAAUCAGAGGGAGCGAGAGCGAGAACGAGAGCGAGAGCGAGAGCAGCGUGACAGGCAGCUGCUACAGGAGGCCUUGUCUGUCUACCUGGCGUCUGCACAGCCCACGUAUCGCCACCGGGGGGCUGCUGCCAUGGCCCCUGCAGCUCUGCCUUACUAUGAGGACUUGGAACUGGAGAUACCAGUGGACUAUGUGGAGGACUACACCCUAGAGGAGAGACUUGGCACUGCAGGCAGACCGCGAAUGCAGAACGAGAAGGUUGCUCAGGACUUCAGCGCUGUGCCUGCAAACGACAAUGGCUUGCUCCAGAGGAUUUCGGGGGUCUUGCAGAGGUACGGAGUCGACCCCAGAGAGCUGAGUCAGGAGCAGCUCUACAGGCUCGCACUCAUGCUGCAGCUGCUGCAGGCCCAAGAGAAAGAGGAUCCAAUGGAGAAGGACCUCUUCACCCUCAAGGAGAUGCCGAUGGUGAAAACAAACAGUCAAAUAUCCAACAAGCCGCAGAAGCCUGCUCCUGUUGCCGGGCUGGCCGCUGCCUCUCCUGCUGCCCCCUCCUCUGCCUCAGUCCCGGCUACACCUCCAGCCAAGAUCCCCAGCCGCCCCUCCUCUGCUCCUCAGCCUCCGCAGGUCUCUCCUGCAGCGCCUGGACAAGGCCUGAAGGAUCAGGGGCCGCCACUGGUUGAGGGCAUGGGAGCCAAGGAGGAGUAUGGGUACAUCGUCACCAACCAGAGUCCUCUGGGUCUGUAUGAUGGCGUGAAGCUGUUGGAACUACUGGCUGAUAAGAUUCACCUGACCACCAGCAGCUUCAUCAACAUCAGUGUGGUGGGUCCUGUGCUGACGUUCCGUAUCCGCCAGAAUGAACACAACAUGACUGCCGGAGAGGUGGCUGCUAAAGCUGUGUCUGAAAAGAAGUUCCUGGAGUCUGAGACGGGCUUGAAGAUCAUACAGACCGGCGUGGGAGAGAGGACAGAUGCACGGGGUCUCCCUCAGGUAACCAGGGUUUCCCAGGGCUCCAGUGGCACGGUUAUCACCCUGGUUUCCAUGGCAGUCGUAGGCGGCGUGCUGGUAUUGGCCACGGCCGUAGCUUGUCUGAGGCACUACGCUCAGCAGGUGACCAAUGGCAAGAUCGGCCUGGGGCCAGAGGCAGGAGCAGAAACACACUUCGACUACCAGGAGCUAUGUCGGCAGCACAUGGCCUCCAAGUCCUCCUCGUCCCGCCAGGACUGCAUGGGCGGGGCGAGCAGCAGCGUGGCGGGGGCCGUCAUAGGCACGGGCGCCGGGGGCCGCCGCGGCACCGACACGUCUCGCGUCAGCAGCGUCUCCUCCCAGUUCAGCGAUGGUCCGCAGCACAGCCCGUCCUCCACCCACAGCUCCACCCCGUCCUGGAGCGAAGAGCCGGCCCAGUCCAACAUGGACAUCUCCACCGGUCACAUGAUACUAGCUUAUAUGGAGGACCACCUGCGUAACAAGGACCGUCUUCAGAAGGAGUGGGAGGCUUUGUGCUCCUACCAGGCUGAACCCAGCUCCGUGGCUGUGGCCCAAGGCCCGAGCAACAGGGACAAAAACAGACACGCUGCGUCCCUCCCCUAUGACCACUCCCGGGUGAAGCUGAAGUCUGAAGUAAACUCCAACAAGCAAGAUUACAUCAACGCUAGCGCCAUCUCUGACCACGACCCUCGCCAACCAGCUUACAUUGCCACUCAGGGACCUCUGCCCCACACUGUUGCUGAUUUCUGGCAGAUGGUGUGGGAGAACGGCUGCACAGUGAUCGUGAUGAUGUCAGCGCUGGUGGAGGAUGGGGAGAAGCAGUGCGAGCGAUACUGGCCUGACGAGGGCUCAGCGCUCUUCCACAUCUAUGAGGUGAACCUGGUGUCGGAGCACAUCUGGUGUAAGGACUUCCUGGUGCGCAGCUUCUACCUGAAGAACGUCCAGACCCAGGAGACCAGGACCUUGACCCAGUUCCACCUGCUGAGCUGGCCGGCCAACGGCAUCCCCACCUCCACACGGCCGCUGCUGGACUUCCGCAGGAAGGUGAACAAAUGCUACAGAGGUCGCUCCUGCCCAAUCAUCGUUCACUGCAGCGAUGGCAUCAGCAGGACUGGCACGUACAUCCUCAUUGACAUGGUGCUGAACCGCAUGGCCAAAGGAGUGAAGGAGAUUGACAUCGCAGCCACACUGGAGCACAUCAGAGACCAGAGAGCUGGCCUGGUCCACACCAAGGACCAGUUUGAGUUUGCGCUGACAGCAGUAGCAGAGGAGGUGAACGCCAUCUUGAAAGCGCUGCCACAGUGAGCGGCGAGGACGCACUGAGGGACACACACAGACAGAGAGAGAAGAAGACCCGCUCCGAAGGACCCACUGGUGCAGCCCAGCCAUGUGGCGUUCACUGUAAAUAGGAAUUUGCUCCACCACACUUGUUUUCAGCAUGCAGUAUUUUGACAUCUACUCACCGUUUGGGUUUUUUAAACUUUUGGAGCUUGAUUUUACGAGAAGUAAAUUAAAUGAAGCCGAUGCACAUAUGGAGAGAGGAGAGAUUUUUCACCAUUAAGGCACAAAUUUGAGUCUUUUCUGUAAAAUUUUGAAAAUGAGGCCGUUACAUGUGAAAUCCAAAGAGUAAGGACGUGAAGAUACUGUGCUGGUGUGAAUCCUGAUUCCACAGUGCAGAACAGGGGCCUAUUUGUUGUGUAGUAACACAAUCAGAGGGGAUGUCAUUCAUCUCUGUAUGAUUGUAACAACACAAUAUUAAACACCGCUGACCGGUUUGAUCACGUCGUUACCUCACGAUUACCUCAAAUAAACAGAAUCAUUGCCUCCAACACUGAGGGUUUGCUUUAGCCGUUCCGCUGAAUGUUUCAAAUUCAACAGACUCACGUUAAAAUAAUGUUAAAUCCCUUAAAAACACAGCUCUUACCGAUGCACACCAAGGUUUCUUCUCUCCGCUGAACUCUCUGAGUGUAUAUUGUUACAUGUCCACCACAACACUGUAUGCUACCGUCUAAAUGUGUGUUGAUUCCCAGCAGGUUUUCAUUUUGAGAGGCUCCUCUUCGCUUUUGACGACAUGAUUGUUUGACACUGUACUCGAAGUCCACCACAAAGUACACACGCACACACACACAUACACUAAGUAAUAUGUUAUGGCAUUUUCUUGUCUUGCUCAGUGUGAGUCCUUGUGAUUAAUGUAAAUAAUUCAUCCUGAUGGUUGUGUAUCUUUCAUGUAGCAGACAGAUGGAAAAUAUCUAUAAAAAUGUAUUUUUGACUGGAAAUUAAUAAAUUUGUGAUGUGACGCAGCAGAA
Messenger RNA from Pleuronectes platessa (European plaice), 4193 nucleotides. RefSeq names its product protein tyrosine phosphatase receptor type Na (gene ptprna). Gene Ontology annotation, cellular component: secretory granule. Gene Ontology annotation, biological process: protein dephosphorylation. The transcript has 24 exons. Lineage: Eukaryota; Metazoa; Chordata; Actinopteri; Pleuronectiformes; Pleuronectidae. Gene Ontology annotation, molecular function: protein tyrosine phosphatase activity. The record is from RefSeq and is a predicted model, not a curated record. Bases 331 to 3192 code for a protein of 953 amino acids.